Molecule: messenger RNA, 1334 nt
Organism: Lactuca virosa
Lineage: Eukaryota; Viridiplantae; Streptophyta; Magnoliopsida; Asterales; Asteraceae
Source: the annotation of a GenBank genome assembly
AGCCAACUCGACUCGGACCGUUUGUUGAGAACAAAAGCUGCUUUCGAGAUUUUCAAUAAUCUAAACUCCGAGUCUCUGAUCCUGUCGUUCACAGGACCUGUAGAUUUCUAGAAACUAAAACCCUAAUUCGGAAAACCAAAAUUAUUGAUUUUGAACCCCAAAUGUACGGAGAUCAGCAGGCAACUAUGCCCAGUUUCACUUCAUACCCGACUACUAACCCUAACCCUGAUCCUAACCCCCCUAACGCUGAUGCCUCGCUGUACCAGUAUUCUCAUGGAUUCGAUGGGUCGGAAAUGCAAUCCGCAUUUGAGCUUGAAGAAGCUGCAGCGUCACAGAAUGAGGCAGCUGGCAACAUCGGUGAUGAGGCACAGCAUGUGGUGAACACAACAAGUCAACCUGAAAGCAUAGAAACCAUUCAAUGUGAGGUAUGCAAUAUUACUUGUACCAAUAGGGACAUAUUCGAGAAACAUACACAAGGAAAAAAGCACAUGAAGAAUAUGCAAAAGAUUGCCAUUUCAUCUGUCAUUGGACCAAAAGUGACACCACCGAAUGCAAGUGCAACUUCAGUAGGAGAGUUGGAGAAUAAAAAGCACUUGUUAUUGCAAAAUGGAGCAUCAGUUGAUAAAUUGCUCUACUGUGAAACUUGCAAUGUGGUAUGCAAUAAUCAAGAUGCCUUUCAGGCUCAUCUUGCUGGUAGAAAGCAUUCUUCAAAGGCAAUCAUGCAGGGUGCGAGUACAAAUGACGUUUUUAACCCCACAUCAAACAAGAUUCAUGAGGCUCGGAUGAAUCCUGACCCUUUGAGGUGUGAACUUUGCAAAAUCAGCUGCACCAGCUUUGAACUCCUCAACACACACCUGUCAGGGAAGAAACACCUCAAGAAACUUAGAGAAUCAGAGCAAAUAUCAGAUCUGCCCUUGACCUUUGUCACUUCACUGGACACCCAACGUAUGCAAAAUCAGGAGUCUACCGAGGGCAAAGCCGUCAUUUCACAUGAAGGAAAAAAACACCACAAGAAUUUGGAGAAAUCAGAAAAAGGAAUUGGACCUAACCCUGAGCCAGGGAUGCUGCAAGAUGAAGGGAAGGAAGAGGAUAAAGUUGUAAAUUUGGAUGGGAGUAACAGGAAGACAAAGAGAGUGGCAAGUGAUGAGGAAUUGGAGGCAAAGAGGCAGAAGAUUCUUCAAGGAGGAGCUGCAUCCAAUGGUUUAAGAACUUGUACUGUGUGCAAUGUUGUUUGUAGCAGUCCGGCUGUGUAUAACUCUCAUCUUGCUGGUAAGAAGCAUGCUGCAAUGGCUGUGAAACAGGCAGAAACUGGAUUGACUGGUCAAGAAACAUGA